Messenger RNA from Vespula vulgaris, 625 nucleotides. RefSeq lists its product as uncharacterized. Bases 167 to 544 code for a protein of 125 amino acids. NCBI's taxonomy places the organism in Eukaryota, Metazoa, Arthropoda, Insecta, Hymenoptera, Vespidae. The transcript is spliced from 2 exons. The record is from RefSeq and is a predicted model, not a curated record. Gene Ontology annotation, molecular function: protein binding.
UCCAAUCUUCGUUAAAUCGCGACGCACUACUUCGGUAUAUCGUGUAGUACGGUAUAAAGAUGUAAACUUAUGUGUCGAAGAAUUUCAUUAUCGUGAUAUUACAAUAAGUAUCUUUUUUUUAUCGUUUCACUUCGUAAUUCGUUUGUUUAAAAAAAAAUGUUAAACAAUGGAGGGAUCCGAUUGGUCGUUGGAUGUCAAUGAGUCUAAAAAUGAUAACGACAAUAAUUGGUCGACGUUUAAUUUGGCCAGUGAUAAUCAAUUGGAACGUGCAAAAAAUAAUAAAGUUGAUAAUCCGUCAAGAUCAACAUUUUUCAAUAAUAACGUUCGAUCGUUUGGCGAUUAUGUUGAAAAACACGAUUGGGUGGAAUGCAAAUCCAAAAGUAUUCCAGGUAAAACGUAUUAUUUUCAUUUAAGAAGUGGUUGUAGCACCUGGUAUAGACCGAUAUCACGUUACAUUGAUAUUCCAUAUUAUCCAGAAAGGGUGACUUUAAACAAAGUGCAAUGUUAUCUCUCGAGUCCAUCGUUACUGGUAUCGGAUCAAUGAUGACUGUAACUUCGACGAGGUAUCAUCAUCGAUUAAAUUAAAGAAAGAAAAUGGUUAUGAAAGAUGGAUACUCGAGCGAUU